GUGCCGCCUCAGGAGACUAACAUCUACACUCUAUAAAGCUAUGUGAUCUCUAUUAAAUAUUGCAAUUUUUUUAUUAUUAAAAUAUUAUUUCAUCCCCUUGGAUAAGGGAAACUUUGAGUUCUCUGUUUGCGCACUGACCUUGUAGUUGGAGCACCACAUCUUGUGCUCGAGGAGAAGCUGCUGUUGCUUCAAAGCCAAAGGCAUUAGAUUCCACCCAUCCGCCAUGCAGUUUCCUGCUAUCCCUGGAAUCCAAGUGUCCACCCCUCUGUAUGGAAAGAGCACUCGACUGCAUCAGUAGUAGCAGCACACUCCACUGGCCCACAAGCUGAGCAGCGUCUGAUCCCAGUCCUCUACUCAAGACAGACCCAGCAUGGAGAGCCCCUUGACGGCAGAGUCAGCUCCCCCAACCCCAGCUCCCCGAAACCAUACUCCUUCUCCAAGUCCCAGAGCUGAGGCCCAAGAGGUCAGAAUGGAGGAGAAAGAGGGAACAGUGGAGGAGGGUGAGACAGCGGACACAGAGGAGGACUCUAUAUAUCUCUCUCUAUCAGAGGUGUCAGUGUUUGUGGAGGAGCCAGCAGAGGAUGCAUCAGAGAAGGCUGUGGCUGAAGAGGCUGCGGCCGAGGAGAGGGCUGAGAGAGAGGCUCAGAGGCAGCUCCUGGCCACAGAGGAGCUGGUCUACACAGAGAGGAACUACCUGAGACUCCUCCAGGUCUGCACCUGCACCAUCAGGAGCAACCUGCAGAAACACCAGCCUCAGCUGACUAACCUGGACAGCAUGUUCCUGUACAUAGAGGAGGUGAUCGACGUGUCAGGCCGCCUCCUCAGCCUCCUGGACCAGAAGCAAUUGACGCCCCAUGAUCCUCUCUUCCUGGAGACUCUAUGUGAGGCCUUCCUCAGUCUAUCAACAGACAUAGAGUCGGCGUACAAGGAGUACCUGGCCAACUACAACAACGUCACAGCGCUAGAGAACAGCUACAAGCAGAAAGAAGCCCUGUGGACUGAGAUAGUGAAAGUCAUCAAGUCCUCAGCGCCAGAGGUGAAUGCUGCCUCUCUGAGCUUCUUCCUGGUGAUGCCAGUCCAGAGGAUCGCCCGCUACCCUCUUCUCUUCCAGACCGUCAUGAAACACACAGAGCCUGGGCACCCAGCCUACUCUCUCCUGGAGCAGACUGCCCACACCGCCAUAGCCCUCAACUGCAGGAUCAACGAGUACAAACGCUUCAGGGAAGUCGCCGACAAAUACAAGAAGACGGAGACCCUGACGAUAAGGGAUAAGAUGAAUCGACUGAACAGCCACAGCAUCGCAAAGAAGACUGCCAGACUGAGUCAGUUCAUCAAACAUGAGACGGGGAUUGCACCAAAGCUGGUAGAUGAAGAGUUUGAUGCCUUGGAGGGCUUUUUCUAUCUCCUUGAAAAUGGUAUCACCGUGCUACAUGAAAAUGUGGAGACAUAUCUAGACCAUCUACAGAGGUUUCUCAGCUAUCGACCGGAGGAGUUUGAUCUUGACAUGGACAGUGAGAAGCCUGUUAUAUGCUACAAGGAAAUCACAACAGCACUGAGACAAUGGAUACUUCCUACAUUUGAGAAGAGGAUGAGGACUUUGGUCCACAAGCCUCUCUGUGCCCUAAAAGAGCUCCUGGCGGGGCCUCGUAACCUGAUCAGUAAGCGUCUGGACAAGCUGCUAGACUACGAGCUGAUCGAAGAGAAGCCCAGUCUGAGCUACGAUGAGCAGGCGGUGGCUAACACCUAUAAGACCAUCAACACCCUGCUCCUCAACGAGCUGCCCCAGUUCAACGGCCUGGCCCUCACCCUGCUCUGGGGCAUGCUGGGGGCCUUCAGCUGCCUGCACAAGGACCUGGCUGCAGACAUGGAGCAGCUCUUCCAGGGAUUCACCCAACAGCUCCCUCCCGGUUCCCUGGAGCCUAAUGCAUUCUGGGAGUGGGCGGAGUGUUCGGUGCUGGAGGGUGCGAGGAGGCUGGAGAGUCUGUGUUGGAAUGUGAAGGACCAACUCAAUGAUUCCAUUGUCCAGCCUCUCAGCCCUGGCUCCCAGAAUCGUCUGAAGGUCCUGACAGACAAGCACGGCUCAGGGAAGAUCUACCAGCUGACAGGCCAUGUGGUGGGGACCAGAGACCUGGACCUGAGCCUGAACAGAGGAGAGCUGGUGGCCAUCAUCAGUGAGAUGGACACACGGGGGGACAAACGACGCUGGCUGGUCGACGCUGGGGGUCCAAGAGGAUACGUCCCCUCCUCCAAGUUGGUGCGUUACCACCAGGUAACCAUGGACCCUCCCCCGUCCCCUCAUCUGACAGUCACUACCAUGGAUUGCGCUGGGGGGGUCAGAAGAUACUCCUACCACCCUGACGUCAGGCGACUCUCCUACACCCCUGAUACACCCCAGCCCCAGCUCGUGAGGGCUAUGUCCGUUCCCUGCUUCCAGGUGUUUGCAGGCUAUGACUUCAGGGCGAGGAGCAGUCACGAGGUCUCUCUGAGGGCGGGGGAACCAAUCAGAGUCCUGGAACCCCAUGACAAGAAGGGUAGCUGUGACUGGAGCCUGGUGGAGGUGCGGGGGCAGAGGGGUUACGUGCCCUCCAACUACCUGGCAGUGAUGCCCACAUCCACGACGCCCACCGCCACCUACCGCUAGGGUUGCCCCCUACUGCGGGCAUUUGCAUGUAGAGUGCUCCAAGCCCUCAACUGCAGCUCUUGUUUAAAUAUGUAAGUGGGAGGCCGCUUCCAUCACCAGGAACCAGGGGUGCAACGCUGCUUUUUCCUGGAGAGACUGACUGACUGACUGACAGGCAGGUAGAAAUGCCUCCGCACACUAGAGCAUAGCAGGCAGUCCAUCAAGCUUAUCUGUCUGUCUGGAUUUCUCACUCAUUCACUCUCUCACACACACACACACACAAACUCACACACAAACUCACACACACACACACAUACGCUAUGUAGUCUGGGUGCUGGCAGUUAAACAGAUGGAAAUAUGUACAAACUCCAUUUUGAUGUACCACUAGCACCGUCAGGUGACUUGGCCACUGACGUUGACAGUAAUGCAGUUUAUGCUCAGGCAAAAUAGUUUUCUGAUUUCUAGGAAGAAUGAGGUCGGCAAACCUUAAUGCUAGGUUACAUGAUAAAAUAAGGAGAGAGAGUGGAUAAGAGAACUUGUUAAAAUGGAUGAAGUGGAGCUAGUUUGAUUCCAGGCAUCAAAUGGCAGCAAAGGUGUGUUACUAAAGCAAUUCCAUCAUUAGGUUGAUAUGGCUUUAAUAAGACAGUUGUUGUACUGCAGCUAGCAGGGCCUUCUCAUUGGUCCAAAUAUCAGGGCAGAGUGAGAAAACAAGACAUUACCUGGUGCUGUAUCUGGGCUGACUGGACUAGACAGGCAUAACUGUCUUCUCUCAGCUGGCCACAAGGGGGUGUACCACACCUGCGCUCACCUAACAGAUGUCUGUAGGCUUUACCUUUUAGCAUCUUCAUUAUUAGCUCAGUCGGUAGUGAUGCUAAUCUUCUGGUGGAUGUCACACAACCUAAACACGUUCAUAUCUUAACCGUGUGGUCUUAUCAUUCAUUUGACUGUCAAGAUCUACUUCAUAAUAUGAUCUAAAUAGAAUGUUUGCUCUGUAAGCCCGCCGUCAAGAUUAGCUGUCCUGUUUUUUAAAUUGUAUUUAUUUAAUUUAUUUAACACAGCAGGACCCUGUGUCAGGCUUUUUAUAUGAAGGAUGAAAUCGCUCAGUGUUGCCAAAAAAACGUUUGAAAGGGAGCACAGCUCUGUCAGUGCAGCAGUGUCAUUAUGUCGAUUGCUACAGAAUAGUCACUGUGCCCUGGGUAAUACAGCACUCAAGCUGGGUAUGCAGGUCUUCAGAUAGUCACCGCUAUUUUACCAUGUUGGCUCAGAACAGGAUUUGUAUGAGGCUCUAAGAUGGUGCAGUUUCUAAAUUGUAGAUAUAUUUGAAGGAAAGGCCACAGAUAGUGGCGGUCUAUAUGACAGUUAUAAUAACAGAGCUUUCACUGUGAGCACCAGAAUGGAGCGUAAUCAAGUGUAAAUGGAUUUUAAUGUUGUACUUAACCAAACUACUGGGUGACACGUGUCGUCCUCCAUAUGACGUUUAAACGUGUGGCGUAUUGGUGUUUGUGGACGUCCCUGCGUCAGCUAAGGACGGGUUGUCACCAGGACUGUGAUGCAGUAACUCCCUGCAGCUACCACUAACCCUAGCAUGACAGAAACCUACGCAGCUCUAAAAAUAAACGUUCUCUCAUUCAAUGGUUCUAUAAAUAGCCCACUGUCGGUAUAGGAUCUUCUGUUGGACCCUUGCCCCCCCCCUGUUGGCCACUGUUGGAACAGCAGUUGUUUUCCUCCAGCUACCUCCUCUGGGUGGUACAUUGCAUAACCGCUACUGUUAUACUACCUCUCUACAGUGUUUCUGGGCUGCUCCUGGCAUAAUGCCAUAGGGGAGUAUACAGAAAGCAAUUAGAUUGGUUUUACUUUUCGUCAUAGAUAAUUGGGCUCCUGAUUGUGAGGGUAAUCCAGUGCUUUAAGCAGGCAGGGCUGAAACAAGGCAUCCAUGUUGUUUCUGUCAGCCUCCGGCUCCAGUCAGAGUGUAGAUCAGCUGCUACACAAUAACACUGUCUGUUUAUCUGGCUGUAGCCUCAUAUUUAUGUGCUGGGCAGAAUUUAUUGUCCAAUCAGGGGGGCACUAUGGCAGGGCAGUCAAGAGAGAGAGCAUCUGGGUGCCGGGGGGCAUUUUUCCUGGAAGAGUCUUCCCCCCCCUGAUUUGGGAGGAAGAGUUGAAGCACAUUGUAUGUGAUAGGGGCUGAUCCAUCCAAGCUGCUCUAGGCUGGCCACAGAAAUAGCAGAAGUGGGCCUGUCCUGGGUGCUUUAAGCCAGGGCUGUAUUUGUUAACCAUUUGGCAAAGUUCCUGAUGCCUUGGCUUCUUUAAGGCCCUGUCAGCUGAUCUCUCUGGCACAACCAAUUUAGUUUUAACAAUGGCUCAUCCCCUGUACUGCUGGACUAGAAUGGGAAAGUCUCCCCUGGCUUGUAGCUAAUGACUGGAGUUUAGAAGGUAGUAGUGAGACUGAGGCGUGGACGGUGCAGGGUAGGGAUGCACGUGACACUGCCCCCAUGCAGCCAGGAAGCCCCUUUCUCCUGAGGUUCCCCUCGGGGACCUGGGGAGAGAGCCACUGACAUGGUACGAUCACCUCACCGUCCUCUGGCUGAGUGUGAGUGUCAGUCGUGGAACAGAGUGUGAGUGAGCCACAGCAGUCAAGCUGAACAGAUCUCCUAGUUGUCAGGGGGAUUGACUUCGCUAAAAAUUCACAAAAAUCUACAACAUCAGUUGCUUAUUGCUUUCUCCUUCAUCCUUCCAGACCUUCUGAAUAAGACAUACAUAGAGAUGGAACACUGAUACAUACAGUACCAGUCAAAAGUUUGGACACACCUACUCAUUCAAGGGUUUUUCUUUAUUUUUAC
This is a messenger RNA of Coregonus clupeaformis (lake whitefish), 5457 nucleotides long. Its product is annotated as rho guanine nucleotide exchange factor 37-like. The transcript is spliced from 15 exons. The coding region runs from base 371 to 2641 and encodes 756 amino acids. Gene Ontology annotation, molecular function: protein binding; guanyl-nucleotide exchange factor activity. Lineage: Eukaryota; Metazoa; Chordata; Actinopteri; Salmoniformes; Salmonidae. The record is from RefSeq and is a predicted model, not a curated record.